Messenger RNA from Closterium sp. NIES-65, 2548 nucleotides. NCBI's taxonomy places the organism in Eukaryota, Viridiplantae, Streptophyta, Zygnematophyceae, Desmidiales, Closteriaceae. The record is from the annotation of a GenBank genome assembly.
GGACAUUGGGAACAACCGAUUUACGGGAACCUUUCCCGAGUUUAUUUUGCGCCAGAAGAGCCUUGUAUCCCUGAACUUGGGCAACAACAGUUUCACAGGGACUAUCCCCCGCAAACUGGCCAAGCUUCUCAACGUGGGAGAUAUAAAUCUCAAUGACAACAAUUUCCAUGGAACCAUCCCAUCCGACCUGCUUCGGCUACCCAUGUUGUCCUCGCUAGAAAUAGCUAACAACUUCCUCUCAGGGGAACUCCCAGGGACUCUUAGUGUCACAACUUCUCUUAGAACGCUUAGCCUGGGCGGAAAUGGCUUCACAGGCUCCUUACCUGACUUCUCACGCUGGAACGUUAGAUGUGUAGAAAUAGAUCUCAGCAGCAACAACUUCACAGGGUCGAUUCCCCACUCCAUCUCCACCCUCACCACCCUCGAGGGCAUUUUACUCAACAACAACCAGCUGACAGGCACCAUCCCAUCAGCCAUAUUCACCACGACGAAUCUGAAAUACUUCUACAUGGCCAACAACCAUCUCACCGGCACUCUGCCAGCCGCCAUCAGCCAACUACAGAAGCUCGAACAGAUCUGGUUGGACAACAACAAGAUUGAAGGCUCUCUGCCAACUGGCCUGUGCUCGCUGCCCCUGCUGUGGCGCUUCAUGAUCAGCAACAACUACCUCUAUGGACCCCUGCCAGACUGCCUCUUUGACAAGUGCAUCAACCAAAUUGAUGUGAGCGGCAACAGCCUGUAUGGACGCAUCAACCGCGAUUUCAAGCACAUGGUGGCGAACAGCGGCGCCCUCGUCAACCUGGCUCGCAACUUCUUCUUUGGGGAAGCCGUGCUCUUUGCUGCUGGCUGCAAGGUCUGCCCCACCGAGGUCAGCGAGCCCAACAGCCUCGGCCUCAAAGACACCUCCAACUGGCGAGUCUCUGACGGCAAUUGCAACAAUGCACUACCCUCUUACCUACUACAAGACUACGCCGUGACAGGGGCCGGGCUGAAGCUGAGGGUGAGUCUGUCGGGCAACUGCCUGACGCUCAGCCCAAGCACGGAGUGCUCGGUCAACGCCACCCAGCGCAGCACGGCAGCCUGCCAGGCGUUCUGCAGCAUCACGGACAACGGCCCGUGUGACGGCCAUGGGGUGUGUGUGCCGGCUGACCCCACCUCUGCAGCAGCAUCACGGACAGCCUCCCCCUCCAACUUCACGUGCCUCUGCGAUGCCGGCUACUCCACUCUCGACUCAGGCAACGGCUCCACAUGCGCCAUUGUCAACUCCACCACCACCACUGUGUCGUCGCUAUCCACGGGUGCCAUAGUGGGCAUUACUCUAGGCUGCUUUGCUGGCUUCAUUUUGCUGGCUUUUGUGGUCACAUGGCUGCUGUGGCCCCGUGGACCAAAGAAGUGGGAGGGGUUGGAUGUGUGUGAGCAGUUCUCGCUGCAGCAGAUGCUAAAGGCCACCAACAACUGGUCGGAGGACAAUGUGCUGGGCAAGGGAGGCUUCGGCAUUGUCUACAAAGGCCGCUCGUCACAUGGCCAGCUGUGGGCCAUCAAGCGCUCCACCAUCAUGACCAACGACUUUGAAACGGAGGUGCGAACCAUGGCGUCUCUCCACCACACACACCUCGUGCGCCUGCUGGGCUUCUGCCUGGACCAGAACGUGGAGACGGGCAAGCAGGAGCAGAUUCUGGUGUACGAGUUUAUAGGCAACCGGGACCUAGAGUGCCAUAUCCAUGCAACCAAGCGUCCGCUGUCGCUGCGCCAGAGGUUGCGCCUAGCACAGGGAGCAGCAGAGGGCCUGGCGUACCUGCAUGGGUUUGACACACCCAUCGUUCACCGCGACAUCAAGCCGGCCAACAUCCUUGUGUCUGCCGACAUGCAAGCCAAGGUGGCUGACUUUGGGCUGCUCAAACGCCUCACUCACGGCGAUGCUGAUGCCACGCGAGUGGCCGGCACUCCGGGAUAUGUGGAUCCGGAUUACAACCGCACCAACGUCAUCACAGCCAAGAGUGACGUGUUCAGCUUUGGAAUCGUGCUUCUUGAGUUGCUGAGUGGAAAGCCGCCACGAGUCGACGCAAAAACGCAUAUAAGCAAAUGGGCAAUGAAGAGGGUGGAGGCGUAUGAUCUGGAGGAGCUGAGGGACAGCAAGAUGCCAGCGGUUAGUGAGGAGGCAAUAGUCGACUUUGCAGAUCUGGCUCUAGACUGCAUCAAGUCUCCUGGCACACGGCGACCCACCAUGAAGGAUGUGGCAUGCCGCCUCAGCGCCCUCAUUGCCAAGCACUGUCCCGACAGGGAGGACGAGUGGGAGAGUGUUGCGAAGGAAGAGAGUGAAGGCAACGAGGGUAUAUCUUCAAGGGAUGUUUCUGCUGUGUCGUUUGAGAGCAGUGGGAGGGAGGCUGAAAGGUCUCAUGGCUCACAUUCUAAUGUGAGCUCGUUCAUGCGUGUUGGCUCGAUAGCCAAGCCAAGUGAAAUCUACGAUGCUGCCACUGCGACCCUCACAGUCGAUCGAGGACUGCGCGUUCCAGUCUGGCUGGUGGGCACUCCCCGUUCCUUGCGCUAA